AUGACUUCCAAGGAGGAUGGCAAGGCGGCGCCGGGGGAGGAGCGGCGGCGCAGCCCGCUGGACCACCUGCCGCCGCCCGCCAACUCCAACAAGCCGCUGACGCCGUUCAGCAUCGAGGACAUCCUCAACAAGCCGUCCGUGCGGAGAAGUUACUCGCUGUGCGGGGCGGCGCACCUGCUGGCCGCCGCCGACAAACACGCGCCGGGCGGCUUGCCCCUGGCGGGCCGCGCGCUGCUCUCGCAGACUUCGCCGCUGUGCGCGCUGGAGGAGCUCGCCAGCAAGACCUUUAAGGGGCUGGAGGUCAGCGUCCUGCAGGCAGCUGAAGGCCGCGACGGGAUGACCAUCUUCGGGCAGCGGCAGACCCCAAAGAAGCGACGGAAGUCGCGCACGGCCUUCACCAACCACCAGAUCUACGAGUUGGAAAAGCGCUUCCUGUACCAGAAGUACCUGUCCCCGGCAGAUCGCGACCAGAUCGCGCAGCAGCUGGGCCUCACCAACGCUCAGGUCAUCACCUGGUUCCAGAAUCGACGCGCCAAGCUCAAGCGGGACCUGGAGGAAAUGAAGGCCGACGUGGAGUCUGCCAAGAAACUGGGCCCCAGCGGACAGAUGGACAUCGUGGCGCUGGCGGAACUCGAGCAGAACUCGGAGGCCGCAGGCGGAGGCGGCCCGGGCUGCGGCAGGGCCAAGUCGAGGCCCGGCUCCCCGGUGCUGCCCCCCGGCGCCCCGCAGGCCCCGGGAGCCGGGCCCCUGCAGCUCUCGCCCGCCUCUCCGCUCACGGACCAGCGGGCCAGCAGCCAGGACUGCUCGGAGGACGAGGAGGACGAAGAGAUCGACGUGGACGAUUGA
This is a messenger RNA of Lepus europaeus (European hare), 846 nucleotides long. RefSeq names its product ladybird homeobox 1 (gene LBX1). Gene Ontology annotation, molecular function: DNA-binding transcription factor activity, RNA polymerase II-specific; DNA binding. Gene Ontology annotation, biological process: regulation of DNA-templated transcription. The record is from RefSeq and is a predicted model, not a curated record. The transcript has 2 exons. The coding region runs from base 1 to 846 and encodes 281 amino acids. NCBI's taxonomy places the organism in Eukaryota, Metazoa, Chordata, Mammalia, Lagomorpha, Leporidae.